CGCCCGCUGGAGGAGUCCCAGUGUAAUAAGGUCCCGGAGAAGUGUCACUGGCCUUGGGUGGGACCCGGUAGCCCGUUCGCUCCGCGCCGGCGGCCUGUCCCCGCGGCUUGGCGGGCUAGGGCAGGGGAAAUGUUGCAGGAGGAGUCGGACCUCUCUCUCAUUAUUGCCCAGAUAGUCCAAAAGCUCAAGGGCUCCAAUUUGUACUCUCAGCUGGAACGGCAGGCCUGGGCCAGUCUUCAGAGACCUGAGAUUAAACUUGAAUCACUGAAAGAAGAUAUUAAGGAAUUCUUUAAAAUAUCAGGUUGGGAGAAGAAACUUCAGAAUGCUGUUUAUAGUGAACUGAGUGUGUUUCCUUUACCUAGUCAUCCUGCUGCACCUCCUGAACAUCUUAAAGAACCUUUGGUAUACAUGAGGAAAGCACAGGGAAGUUGGGAAAAAAGAAUUUUGAAGAGUUUAAAUAGUAUGUGCACUGAACUGAGUAUCCCACUGGCACGAAAGAGGCCAGUUGAAGAACAGAAAGAACUUCUUAAUAAAUGGAAUGAAAUGGGAACUGAUGAACCAGAUUUAAGCCUUUUCAGACCUGUUUAUGCACCUAAGGAUUUUCUUGAGGUAUUAAUUAAUCUUCGCAACCCAAAUUAUGAAAACGGUGAUUCUCUUAGUUUCAGGACUCAUUUGGGUUUAAUUCAAGUUCCACUGAAAGUAAAAGACAUCCCUGAAUUGAAAGAAUGCUUUGUGGAACUUGGCUUAAAUAUAGGACAACUGGGUAUAGAUGAUUCUACACAAGUGCCUCCUGAACUUUUUGAAAAUGAGCAUGUACGUAUUGGGCAAAAAGUUCUAGCAGAACAAGAUAGUGCUGCUGCUCAACAGUACAUCAGACAAGGAAGUCCCACGGCACUGAGAGCUGAAUUGUGGGCUCUCAUUUUGAAUAUUUCCAGCCAACCUGAGGAUGUCUUGUAUUAUGAGCAGCUUAAGACCAAUGUGAUACAACAUGACCUUUUGGUGGACAGUCUAAUCUAUAAAGAUGUGAAGUUGACAGCAAGCAAUGAUGAUUAUUAUUUUGUAUUUGAAGAUUAUUUAUAUCAGGUAUUACUUUGUUUUUCCCGGGAUACAUCUGUGUUGAGUCACUUUGCAUACAACAGUGCCUCGCCACCAAAAUCAUACAUAAGAGGAAAACUAGGACUGGAAGAAUAUGCUGUCUUUUACCCACCAAAUGGUGUUAUCCCUUUUCAUGGAUUUUCAAUGUAUGUUGCACCACUUUGUUUUCUAUACCACGAACCUUCCAAAUUGUAUCAGAUAUUCCGUGAGAUGUAUGUGCGUUUUUUCUUCAGACUUCAUUCCAUCUCUUCUCAUCCUUCUGGUAUUGUGUCACUCUGUCUGCUGUUUGAAACUCUUCUUCAAACUUACCUUCCCCAACUCUUUUAUCAUCUACGAGAAAUUGGGGCUCAACCACUUCGUAUAUCAUUUAAGUGGAUGGUUCGAGCUUUCUCUGGAUACUUAGCUACAGAUCAGCUCUUGCUUUUAUGGGAUAGAAUCCUAGGAUACAACUCUCUGGAAAUUCUUGCUGUGCUGGCAGCUGCCGUGUUUGCUUUCCGAGCAGUGAACCUGAUGGAGGUGACAUCACUGGCUGCAGCUGAAGCAGUUCUUGCUGACCUUUCUACUUUAAAAGUAAUGCCUCUUCUUCAAAUUUUUCUGUUUGCUACUGUCACCUGAUCUUCUUCACAGUCACUGAUAACACAUCUAGUUUUUCAUUAGAAACAAAUCAUGAACUAUGCAAACUCUGCAUAAAACCAAAAUGAAACUUUGCAUAUAAGCCAAUAAAGAUCAUGUUCCCUCUUCAGUUAAA
Molecule: messenger RNA, 1843 nt
Organism: Rhinopithecus roxellana (golden snub-nosed monkey)
Lineage: Eukaryota; Metazoa; Chordata; Mammalia; Primates; Cercopithecidae
Gene: TBC1D19
Product: TBC1 domain family member 19
Exons: 21
Coding region: 130-1710 (526 amino acids)
Source: RefSeq, a predicted model, not a curated record